AGAUGGGCCGCUUGUAGCAGCAUGCCGCCGAUGGCAACUCCUUGAGGCUCAGCAUCCGCCUCAACCCGGUAAAAUCAUUGUGAUAUGGCCUUAUGUGUUCUCUAUCAUUGUGCAGAUUUCUAAUUUAUUUCAUUUUACAGGAACUUUUAAAACUAUGUAUUUUUUAAAUACUAAUUGUACUUCACAUUCUCUUGAUAUGGCUUUUGAACUGGGAACCCCUUACUGAUACUUUUGAUUCAGAAUAUCUGGCUUUCUCCUUGGUGUUUGAAGUGUUACUCCAAUGUCGAACCAUAGGUAAGACUUAAUACACUAGUCUCAUGGUUUUCCAUUAUCAUACAGAAUUCUAAUAUCUAUUUCCUUUUCUCCAGGAGCCUUCAAUGUUGAUAACUUUUUAAUACACAUGAGCAAAAAUGUUUCAAUGUUUUUAUUGUCCAUGGACAACUGCUUCAUUCAAAGAAUAUGUGUCACAUCGUGCUCAUCACCGCCACAUAAAUGUACACAGGUAUCAUUGUGGCCUGCGACAGUGUUAUUCUGCUUUAAGCAGUGAGAGGUUGCUGAGACUUCAUAUUAUCAGAAAGCACAAUUUAAAAGUAAGCAAGCUACAUAUCCAAGCUUCUGAAACUAUUGGUGCUACAAAUGCCUUUGGGAAAUAUAUUUGUACUGUGACAACUUGCAAAAAAGAACAUGACAAAUAUCGUGAUUUUAUUAAACAUUUGAAGAGCCACAUGACCAAGAAACAGGUAGUAAAGUGCCCUUUUGCUGAGUGUCCAGCAGUUUAUCGUAAUGUGAAAUCAUUUACUGCUCAUUUGUCAAGAAAUCAUAGAGGCGUGUGUUUAGCCCCAAGUCAGAACACGCCAUUGUUGGCCAAUUCAAAUGAAGAUGAAGAGGUGGUCUCUCAAGAUGAUAUUCAGAAUGACAACGAUGUGGACUUAUUAUUUUUAAAUGACUUAAGUGAGAGGACUUCCAACAUCCCUAGUACAUCCAUAUCUGAAAGUGACUUGAUCCUCCAUAAUUUGGCUCAAUUUUGUAUGCGACUGGAAUACCACUACUUAGUGCCUGAAACAGUAGUUCAAUAUUCUGUGACAGAAAUGUUUAAAGUUCAUGCUCAAGGGCAGGCUUUUUUAAGAGAAGAACUAACUAAAAAUAUGAGAAAUGAAAAGAUAUCAGAAGAAAAGAUGAAGUCUAUACUAGACAAUUCAUUUGCAAGAGAUCCCUUUAAAAUGAAUUUUGAUUCAAACUUAUCUUCUACUUAUAGAAGAAAAGAAUAUUUUAAGAAGAUGUUUACUUUUGUAAAGCCAGAGAAGGUGGAAUUUUUUAAACCCGUGAAGAACUCUUGUGGGAACAUUGUUAAUGUUAAGAAGUUUUUUUAUUAUGUUCCAGUACCUGAUACACUUGAGGCAUGCUUGAAAGACAAGUCUCUUAACAUAAAACUUGUUCCUCCUACUUUUAGCAAAGAUGGAUUUUUAGUUGAUGUCACUGAUGGGGAAGUAUUUAAAAAUAACAAAUUCUUUCAAGAGAAUCCUACAGCAUUUUGCUUAGCUUUGUAUCAAGAUGGAGUAGAAAUAGUUAAUGCCAUUGGACCAGCCAAGAGGAAACAUAAAUUACUGGCUAUUUACUUAGCAAUUUUAAAUCUUCCUGAACACCUCCGCUCUCAUAUUAAUUCUAUUAAGCUUGUAGCUUUGUGCAGAGAAAAAGAUUUUGUCCAUGAUGCAGUUUAUGGGAGAAUUGUUGAAGAUUUGAAGAAGCUGGAAACAGUUGGAAUUAAUGUACCUGACCUUGGAAAUGUGAAAGCUGGUCUGUUGUUUAUCGCUGGUGAUAAUUUAGGCAGCCAUGGACUUGGUGGGUUCCUCGAAAACUUUAGCAGAUCUAUAUACUUCUGCCGCUACUGUAUUAUUGACAGACCUUCAUUUAAAAGAGCUGGUGGUGAGAGUCGAGUGUUCACAGCACGUACACCUGCAAUGUACAAUGAAGCUGUGCGAAAGGGUCAGGGUAAAAAAUCUGGCUAUCAAGGUGUCAAGUUCAACUCUGUCUUCAACUCCCUCCAGAGCUUUCACUGCUGUUCCCCUGGCCUACCCGGAUGUUUCGGACAUGACCUAAUGGAGGGCAUUUGUGCUUUUGAUUUGAAACUCUACAUUGACCAUUUCAUCGCCGAGGAGUGGUUCACUCUUUGUGAACUUAAUGAAGCAAUCAACUCAUUCCCUUAUUCAUCACGAGACAAGAAGGACAAGCCUAUCCCUGUUCAGGAAGGUAGUGAAAGAGUUAAAGGCGGGGCAUGGCAAGUGUGGACACUACUUCGACUUCUUCCCCUGAUUAUCUUGGAGCAUGUACUUGAUCCUACAGAUAGGUAUUGGAAAGCACUGUUAUUAUUGCUAGAAAUAGUGGAAAUUGUGUGUGCUCCACAAAUUCACAAGUCUCAUUUGCCGUACCUACAGUUUUCUAUUGAUGAAUACUUGACAUUAAGAAGAGAACUGUUCCCAAAUGUUGUCCUUCGACCUAAGCAUCACUAUCUUACCUACUAUCCAGAGCUUAUUUUAAAGUUUGGGCCUCUAAUUAAAUGUUGGACCAUGAGAUUUGAAAGUAAACAUACUUUCUUUAAAAGAAUUGCCCGGAUGAUAAGAAAUUUCAAAAAUAUUUUGUUUUCUUUCAGUCUCAAGCAUGAGCUACUUCAGUGUUAUCUUAGAACUGGUGCCGAUACUGUGUUACCUUUGGAAGUUUUCAAAGCUUCUGAUUUUAUUCCUUCUCACUACUCCCGUCUUAUUGUAAAUAUUGUUAUGAAAUCAAUGAAGUCCCUCUCUAAUGUGCAGCUUUGUCAGUCUGCUAAGUUCAAAGGCACCAGUUAUGCCAAUGGAGAUAUUGUCAUUUUAAGUCAAGAGAGCUAUCAGUGUGACUUGUCUUUUGGACGAAUAAUUUUUAUCUUAUUUGAUUGCAUUGAAUCAGUUUUUUUUGUCUGUGAAAAGCUAGAGACCCUGUUUGACAUUAGUCAAAGGCUUUACAGACUUGGCAGUGUAGAAGGAUAUGUGUGUGUGAAGCCAGAAUCUCUGCUCAGUUACUAUCCCCAUCAUGCCUAUGAAAUCAACAGUCAACAAUAUGUAAAGCUGAAACAUGCAAUUGUUUGCACACCAGAGUAA
Molecule: messenger RNA, 3128 nt
Organism: Frankliniella occidentalis (western flower thrips)
Lineage: Eukaryota; Metazoa; Arthropoda; Insecta; Thysanoptera; Thripidae
Exons: 2
Coding region: 411-3128 (905 amino acids)
Source: RefSeq, a predicted model, not a curated record